CAAAAAACGCACCAUGCCUUAUGAACGAAUAAAACGGGAGUACCCUCUGCACUUUUGCGUCUGGUUUAACGAUUAUAAGGAACUUGACAGAUGCUUACAGACAUCAGAGUAUGAUAUUGAACUUCGGGAUCCCCGUGGAAGAACUCCUCUAAUGCUUGCUGUCACUUUAAACCAUUUAGAAUCUGCUCGAGUGCUUCUCCGGCAUGGUGCUGAUGUCAUUAUUGAAAAUAAGCAAGGCUAUACAGUUGUUCAUGAAGCUGUGAGCACUGAAAAUGCUCAGCUUUUACAAGAAGUUUUAGAGAAAAGAGAUUUUCAACGUUAUAGCACUCGAGCAAUAGGAAUUCCUGACCUACUUUCCAAAAUACAAGGAACUCCAGAUUUUUAUGUGGAAAUACGAUGGGAGUUCAUUAGUUGGGUUCCUCUCUUAUCACGAAUGUGCCCUAGUGAUACUUAUAAAGUAUACAAAUGUGGUUCUAGUGUUCGGAUAGAUACAACACUGUUGGGAUUCUAUCAUUCCAAAUGGCAACGAGGAAAUCGAAGUUAUAUUUUCAAAGGCAAUGAUGAUGGUGCUGUGAUAAUGGAAGUAAAUCAUGAUUCUAAGAAAGUUUAUAUGGAGCAAAUGAAAAUUUUGCCUGCUCAUAUGAUGAGUGUUAUGGUUGCAUUAUCACCUUCACCAGAACAAGUUGCACAACGAUUUGCUGCACCUAUUGUUACUACUUUUGUUGAUACAGAAAAGAUAAGGUUUGAUAGAUUAAAAUCUGGAAUUUUACAGAGAAAAAGCUCAAAACCUGUUAUUAUAAAUGGAUAUGAGUGUAGGGUUUAUGUUGCUAGCAAUGUAGAAUUAGUUACUAAAACGAGAACGGAACAUUUAUCUGAAACAGACAAAAGGAAAUAUAAAGCAACUCGAUCUGCUUUCCAGUCAUUUUUAGGAAUCAUGGAAGUAGAUGAGCGUAGCAAUACGAUGUCUGUUUUUGGUGAAGUUAAUUCUCCAAAUCCUGCUCUAAUUACUCCCGAGGAAUACUUUGAUUCUCAUGUUGAUCUGAAGGGACGGGAUGUAGGUCGACCAAGAGAAGUUACAACUAAAAUUCAAAAGUUUAAAGGCACAAUUUGGUUGUGUGAGAAUUAUCCUUUGUCUUUGCAAGAACAGUUAAUUCCUAUUAUUGAUUUGAUGGCUAUUAGUAAUCGACACUUCGCUAAGCUUCGUGACUUCAUCAUGCACCAGUUGCCUGCAGGUUUUCCUAUAAAAAUGGAAGUGCCCCUUUUUCGCGUUCUACAAGCGAGAGUUACAUUUGGAAAUAUAUUUGCCUUAGAUUCGCCUGUGAAUUUUGUAUCACCAUACAAGAUAGAUGGCUGUCUUGCAUGUGAGAUAGACACAGCUUGUUUCGAUGUACCUGAAAACUACGUGAAAUUUGGCAAUACACAAGCAAAUAGACCUGUAGAAAAGCCUCCAAGAACUGCAGAAAGUAUAGCUGAAAGAAGAGAAGAAAGAAGACAGAAGAUAUUGAUGAAAUAUGGCUAUACAUCUCCUCCAACUCCUUUUACAACUGUAACAUCUUCUAGCAGCUUUACCUCGCCAACAACUUCUCAAGCCCAAGCUUCUACUAGUACAGAAAACACUGCACUGACUGAAAAUUCCAAUCCCCCACCUGAAAACAGCCGUACUUGGAGAUCUGUUGCUAAAAAAAUAAAUCUGAUUCUCACCGGACUUUCAUAUGGAGACCAAGAGAACACCAUUGAACGACACCGUUACGGUGAUGCAAGAUGGCUCGUUUGGGAAGGAACUAUUCUUGAUUCCAGUACUGACUUGCAUGUUCAGAGUAACAAUGACAGGCCACAUCUGUAG
This is a messenger RNA of Uloborus diversus, 1843 nucleotides long. RefSeq names its product ankyrin repeat domain-containing protein 13B-like. The record is from RefSeq and is a predicted model, not a curated record. NCBI's taxonomy places the organism in Eukaryota, Metazoa, Arthropoda, Arachnida, Araneae, Uloboridae. The transcript is spliced from 15 exons. Gene Ontology annotation, molecular function: protein binding. Gene Ontology annotation, cellular component: cytoplasm. The coding region runs from base 14 to 1843 and encodes 609 amino acids.